Trichobilharzia regenti is the source of this 2104-nucleotide messenger RNA. Lineage: Eukaryota; Metazoa; Platyhelminthes; Trematoda; Strigeidida; Schistosomatidae. The record is from the annotation of a GenBank genome assembly.
UGCAUGCUUCCAUAGCAUUCAUUAUGGCACCAUAUAAAACAAAUCUUCAAGGCUAGAAAGAUAUAGUGAUAGACUAACCAAUCCGCACAAGCACACACACAAACACACAAUCUUCAAUAAUAUAUAUCCCUUUCUAUAGAGUGUCUGUUUAUUUCAAUUAAUACACUUUAUAGUCACUUUUAGAGAGGCAUUUUUAAGAUUUCCAAUAAUUUUCUUAUCGUUUUAUUUUCAUUGAAAUUUAACUUUGAUCAACGCGAAAGACGAAAAUAAAAAAAAAAAAAUUGAUUAAAAAAUGGCAACUCGUAUGAAUGAUAUGGGUAUGGAUGUACAAAUUAAUCGUCGGUUGAACAGCAAAUAUGAUGCUGAGAGUGAAGCUGAAGCGAUUGGUUGGUUAAAUCAAUUGACCAAUGAGAACGUUCCAUUUGGAAGAGAAAAUGUUGCGGCUGCUUUAAAAAAUGGACAAAUUUUAAUCAAAUUGGUUAACGUUGUAUUUGAUGGUACUGCAUCUCUGCCUCCAGCGGCAGCUAAAAUGAAGAGGCCAUUCAAAGCCAACACCAUGACAGCACCAUUUAAACAAAUGGAAAAUAUUCAAACAUUUUUAAAUGCAGCCUGUGCAUAUGGUGUGCCUAGAGCCAGUUUAUUUCAAACAGUCGAUCUCUACGAAUUACGCAAUAUGCCACAAGUGUUAAACACAAUUUUACAACUUGGUACAGAGUGUCAAAGGAACAAUUUCAAUGGACCAGUAUGCGGACCAAAACCAACCUAUGAAAAUAAACGUGAAUUCACAGAAGAGCAAUUAAGAGCAUCUGAAGGUAUAAUUGGUUUACAGGCCGGGACUAAUAAAUGCGCUAGUCAAGCUGGAAUGAGUCAUGGCGGGCCGCGUCAUAUCACCGACAUUAAGGUAGACGCCGCAUCAAAAGAAAGUCAAGGUGUCAUCGGUCUUCAAAUGGGUACAAAUAAACUUGCUAGUCAAGCGGGUAUGAGUCAUGGCGGGCCACGUCAUAUCACCGAUAUUAAAGUAGACGCAGCAUCAAAAGAAAGUCAAAGUGUCAUUGGUCUUCAGAUGGGCUCCAACAAAGGUGCCAGUCAAGCUGGGAUGAGUCAUGGCGGACCAAGACACAUUACUGAUAUCAAAGUUGACGCAGCAUCAAAAGAAGGACAAAAUGUUAUUGGUCUUCAAAUGGGCUCCAACAAAGGUGCUAGUCAAGCUGGAAUGAGUCAUGGUGGUCAGCGACAUAUUGCUGAUAUUAAAGUCGGUGAAAUAUCAAAAGAAGGUCAAAAUGUUAUUGGCUUACAAAUGGGCGCUGGGAAAGAUCAAGUUGCUUCACAGUCUGGUAUGAGUUUCGGUGCACAACGUCAUAUUGUUGAUUCACAUUAAAUUAUAAAAAUAAACACAUUCAUCACCAACAUCGAUUCUUAAGUCACCUUUCUUUUUUGCUCUACUGGGCUUUUCGCUUAACAAUAUGUGCAUUUUCUUACUUUUUCUAAUUUAUCAUUCCUAUCUUGCCUUUUAGAAUGAUUAUAUUAUUUCAGUUUUUGUCAUGCUUUGUCAUUGAAUCGUUUAACUGUAAUCUUCAACAACUGAACAUGUUUCUGCUUUAAAUGGACUACCAUGAAAGGCGGGAAAAACAAAAUCGGAAAUUGUUUAAAAAAGUAACAAAUUUAUUCUGUCUGUAUUACUCUGAAGAUUUUGAUGAUUUAUUAUUAUUAUCUUGAAUUCUUAAUUUUUAAAAAAUAGAAUAUUAUUUGAAAGUGAACUAAUAAUAAUGAUGAUUAAGCGAUAUUGAUUUUCAUAUGAUUAUACUUCGCGGCUUAAUUUUCGCAUUUAUAACAAAUAAACAAAUGAAGAGGAAUUGAACAAUUGAUCAUUUGACUUAUAUAUUUGAAUGCUUUAUGAAAAGGUAUUCUUGUUUCUCUUCUUUGACAAUUUGCUUUUUGAAAAUUCGGUUAGUUAUUUACUUAUUUAUUUAUUUAUUGAAUAGAGUGUUGCGUCAAAGUUUAUUUUGCACGUACUUACUCUCUUCACGUUUACUGAGAUAACAAUAAUGAAAAUAUUAAUAAUGGCAAUAAUUCUAUAAUAAGAAAUAUAGAUUUAUUGAUAUUU